AUACAUUUGCAGAGAGAGGGAGAGGGUUCCAAAGCGGCAAUCUGAAAGAAAGUUUCAAAGCAGGCAUUGAGAGAGAGAGACAGAGGAGUCUCAAAGCAGGCAUUUUGUGCGAGAGGAGAGGGUCUCAAAGCACGCAUUUUGAGAGAGAGAGAGAGAGGAGUUAACAAAACAGCCAAUCUUUCUAAAGAGUAUAGUAAAAUCAGGAUCAAAGUAGUAAUAGUAGUACUUUCAGACACAAGAAAACCACAUUUUCUAGCACAAAGUGAGAUCAAAAAGUGGUUUUAGAAUAAAAAGCACCGGCUUUCCUAAAAUACAGGAAGAAGAAGAAGAAGAAGAAGAAGAAAAAUCCCAUCUUUCCUGAAAUCCAACAGAGAAACAACAAUAACAAGAAAUACCCAGAUGGGAUUUCAUUGAAAAAUCAUCAAAAAUAGCAGAAACAGGCAACCGGAGUAAACUUUCAGUGAGAAGAAUACACCUUUUACUGAGAAGAGAGAGGGGAAAACCAAAACAAGAGAAAGAGGGGAAAACUAGAAGAAGAGGAAGAAGAAGAGAGCAGAACAGAGCAGAUAUGGGCUGCUGUUACUCAAGACUCAACAGACAAGAGGCGGUCGCCCGCUGCAAGGACCGCCGCCGGUGCAUGAAGCAGCUGGUCAAUGCCCGUCAUGCCUUCUCCGCUGCCCAUUCCUUCUAUCUCCGCUCCCUCCGUGGCACCGGCGCUGCCCUCCUCCAGUUCGCCAACUCGGAAACCCACGUCCACGUCCACGUCCACCAACACCAACACCACCAUCUGCCGCCUCUUCCUCCAUCUCCAACGCCACCAACGCCACCUCCUCCACCACCUCCUCCCCCCAUGAGCCCAAGCUCCGACACCUGGACGUCGGUCUCCACCUCCACUGCUCUCCCUCCACCACCUCCCCCUCCUCCUUCUAGCUGGGAUUUUUGGGACCCUUUUGCUCCUUCUUCUUCCAGGUCUGUAACUGAGGAGGAGUGGGAAGCUACCACUACUGUAUCUGAAGCUGCUGUCGCACUUGCUCCUUCCCAUGAGUCUGUCAAGGCGGCAGUGGUGACUACGACACCUUCUAUAGUCAGCGGCUACUCGAAGGAGGAAGCUGGAAGUGAACUUGCUUUGGUGGUUUCAAGGAAUACUGGUAAAGAUCUUGUUGAGAUUAUAAAGGAGCUUGAUGAGUAUUUCCUCAAGGCAGCUGAUGCUGGAAGCCAUGUCUCUUUGCUUUUGGAAGCCACGAGUUCUGGUUUUUCUAGUCAAAGAACAACAGGUAAGGUUUACAACUACGGAAGGAGUUUGGGCCCGUCGCUGUGGUCACGGGGUUCAAAUUCGAAAUCUAGCGGUUUUAACAGCAUUGGGAGGUUGGAUGAGGAGAUGAUUGGGGGUUGUGUUGGGAAUGCAAGCCAUUGCUCUACAGUAGAGAGGCUUUAUGCUUGGGAGAAAAAGCUGUACCAGGAAGUCAAGAAUGCUGAGAGUAUAAAAAUGGAGCAUGAGAAGAGGGCGGCAUUGCUAAGGAAGCAACAAGCAAGGGGAGGGGAUUAUGUGAAGAUUGAGAAGAGUAGGAAAGAGAUUGAGAAGUUGGAGUCUAGGAUGAUGGUUUCUUCCCAGGCCAUAGAGACCACCUCCGAUGAGAUUAUCAGGUUGAGAGAGGCAGAACUCCAUCCACAGCUCCUUGAACUGGCUAAAGGGUUGAUGUCUAUGUGGAGAAGCAUGUAUGAAUGCCACCAGGUCCAAACACACAUAGUCCAACAGCUCAAGUUCCUCAACAACAUUGUCUUGGGGAUGGAACCCACCACUGAAAUCCACCAUCAGUCCACUCUCCAACUUGAGCUUGAGGUCCAGCAAUGGCACUUGGCCUUCUGCAAUCUCGUGAAGACCCAAAGAGACUACAUCCAUUCCCUCACGGGCUGGCUCCAUCUCAGCAUCUUCCAAUUCAACCACCACCCUCUACUCAAGACCCAAGACAACCCUCCAAUCUACUUUCUGUGUGAAGAAUGGAAGCUGGCGCUCGAUAGAAUUCCUGACAAGGUGGCGUCUGAAGGCAUCAAAAGCUUCCUAACAGUAAUCCAUGCUGUUGUCCUUCAGCAAGUGGAAGAGAAGAAGCAGAAGAAGAGGUCCGAGGCUGCAUUUAAAGAGCUCGAGAAGAAGGCGGAGGCGCUCAGAUCAUUGGAGUCCAAGUAUGGUCCUUAUUCGUUGCCCGGAGAAUCUGGUUCUGGGGCACGUCAGGACCCGGUUGCAGAGAAGCGGGCCAAGGUGGAGAUAUUGAGGGCGAAGGCUGAGGAGGAGAAGAUGAAGCAUGAAAAGUGUGCAAGUGUGACAAAAGCGAUGACUGUGAACAAUCUACAGACGGGGUUUCCAAACGUGUUCCAGGCAAUGACGGGUUUCUCCGGCAUAUGUAUGCAGGCAUUCGAGUCGGUUUACAACCAACCCAAAGGCGCUGCCAGUCACAAUCACGACUUGAAGAGACUACUGACUUGAGAAAGGGAUGAGGAGAUGCACCCGGGUUUCAUGUAUAUAUUAGAAGGCUUCUUUAACCUGGCUUUUAAACGAGGAUUUGUUUCUAUGACAGCAUCUGUGAGUGUCCAUCGCUGAUGAAUGUUGGUUGAGGCAAUUUUGGAAAUGGGUACUAAAUCAAUCGUUCAAUUUGAUCCGAUGCAAUUAGUUGGAAGUGUUUGGGAUGUAAGGGAUCUAUGGAUUUGGGGUUUGGGUUUAGACCCAGAUUCAUCUUUGGGCUUGUAGCUUUCCAUCUGGGCUUUUAAUUUUCAAAUGAAAAAUGGUUUUUGAUUGAAGCUGUAAACCAUUCUCAGUAAUUAUCAUCUAAGCAUAGAAGAAUUCCUAUAGUUGGCUUUGGUUAUAAGUUUCUGAAA
Molecule: messenger RNA, 2871 nt
Organism: Magnolia sinica
Lineage: Eukaryota; Viridiplantae; Streptophyta; Magnoliopsida; Magnoliales; Magnoliaceae
Product: protein ALTERED PHOSPHATE STARVATION RESPONSE 1
Exons: 4
Coding region: 569-2482 (637 amino acids)
Source: RefSeq, a predicted model, not a curated record